This is a messenger RNA of Arvicanthis niloticus (Nile rat), 4231 nucleotides long. Its product is annotated as olfactory receptor 14J1-like. NCBI's taxonomy places the organism in Eukaryota, Metazoa, Chordata, Mammalia, Rodentia, Muridae. Gene Ontology annotation, cellular component: membrane. Gene Ontology annotation, molecular function: G protein-coupled receptor activity; olfactory receptor activity. Gene Ontology annotation, biological process: G protein-coupled receptor signaling pathway. The record is from RefSeq and is a predicted model, not a curated record.
AUGACUACAAGAAAUAUAACCAUAAUGAGUGGAUUUCUCCUCAUGGGGUUCUCUGACAACCACGAGCUGCAGAUCUUGCAGGCUUUGCUCUUUUUGGUGACAUACCUAUUGGGCUCAGCAGGGAACUUCAUCAUUAUCACCAUCACAACACUGGACCCACAGCUCCAGUCUCCAAUGUAUUACUUUCUGAAGCACCUUUCCAUUCUGGACUUCUCAUCCCUCUCUGUCACAGUUCCCCAGUAUAUGGAGAGUUCCCUGGCAGGAAGUGGAUACAUUUCAUAUAGCCAGUGUAUGCUGCAGGUUUUUUUCUUCCCAGCUUUGGCCUGGAGUGAGAUGGCCAUUCUCACAGUGAUGUCAUAUGACCGCUAUGUGGCCAUCUGCCUUCCACUCCACUAUGAGGUCAUCAUGAGUCCCAGAAAGUGCACUUGGGCUGUAGCAGGUGUGUGGCUAAGUGGAGGCAUCUCAGGAACAUUAUACACAGCAAGUACUGUCUCUAUCAAAUUCUGUGGGGACAAAAUAGUUCACCAAUUCUUCUGUGAUGUCCCCCAGCUGCUCAAGAUCUCCUGUUCUAACGAUUACUUUGGAGUACUGAAAGUGUCUACUUUCAUGUCUGUAAUGGCCUUUGCCUGCUUCAUGGGGAUUGCCUUCUCCUAUGGCCAGAUAUUUUCUACAGUUCUCAGGAUGCUCUCUGCUGAAGGCCGAUCUAAGGUCUUCUCCACCUGCCUGCCCCAUCUUUUUGUUGUUUCAUGUUUUCUCUCAACAGGGGUUGGUGCCUAUCUAAAGCCAACCUCAGGCUCACCAACUGCUUUGGACCUCCUGCUCUCUAUCUUUUACACAAUACUACCCCCAAUCCUCAACCCUGUUAUCUAUAGUCUGAGAAAUGAGUCCUUGAAGGGAGCUAUAAAGAAGUUACUUUUAAGUGAAGAAUUCAUUGGGAAAAAUUAUUUUUCUUCUGUCUUUAGUGCCUGCUAACACUGGACACAAAGAAAGUUUUUAAUAUAUUAAAUAUGUUAGAUAUGUAAUGUUAAGAAUAACACAAUAUUUUCUAGAAAAUAUAUAUUAUAAACCUAUUGUAUAGCAAGUUUUGGUAUGAUUAUUUGAACCUAUUUUAUUAAAUUUACUUAGGUAAAUUUACUUAUACUUUUUUCAAGUUAGUGAAAAAUAUAUGAUUAUAAUCUAGUAAUAUAGACCCAAUUCUUCCUAACUCUUCCAGUCCAUUGCCACAUGGUACACAUGUGAACUUACCAUCAAUCCUAACAUGGGUUUUGCAAACAUGUUUAUGGGAAUAUCAUAAUAAUAAUAAGCAUGAAGGGUAAUCACAGUCAUUUGUUACUCAGUUCACCAAAUGGAUCAUAAUUAUAAUAUUUAUCACUUAUUUCAAAGGUUCAUGUUUCUAUAUUUUCAUAUACAAAUUUUAAGGAACAUGUUUAGCAUGUUUAGCAUGAACAACUAUGCCAUUUCUAUGCAUAUCUAUAUAAAGUGAUCAUUAUAGUUCUCUUGGGUGCCAAGUAUUCAAUGUAAUUAAUAUACAAAUAAGCCUCAGUUGUUUAACUUGUAUCAUUUACUAUUAAUUUUCAUUUACUAAUAAGUCAUUUUAUAACAUAAUCCAAAUACUCAGAGGUAGAAGCAGGAGGACCUCUGUGAUGUGUUUAGGCCAGCAUGGUCUAUAUAGUAAAGAAGAUAACUGCUAAAAAGUCCUAAAAACUUUCUUGCUCAUUCUAAGGGUUAAAAGCCUCUGGCUUAGGCAAUUAACACCUGUAGCCUAACAGAGAUGAAUUAAGUAAUGCAGCCUUUGUUCUAUCUCCUCAGAAAUUGCUGGGCUCUAACUUUCAGCCUGCUAACUGAAGUCCCAAGGAAGAAAAAGGGACACUUUGAAAAGUGAACUUACCACGCAUUUCUAAGUUGUAAAAAAGGUUCCUAUGAAAGCUCUCUAAGAAACAAGGGAAAAGCACAAUGAAUCAUGAUGAUGAUGAUGAUGAUGAUGAUGAUGAUGAUGAUGAUGAUGAUGAUGAUCUCUUUGUCUUCAACACUUAUACAUCUUUCAGAAUACAUGAUCACAUAGUAAAAAGUUCAUCACAAGUUUACACAUGAAUUAAAAUCAUAAAUCGAAUAAGGAGUUUACAACAGAGAAUGUUUACAUGCAUAUCCAUUAGUAAUUAUCUGGCUAAACAUUCAUCACCUGUUACAUAUCUACAAAUUCAUGGAGCGUUAAACCCCAUAACUAAGUUAUUAGUGAAGUUCUGUAUAGAUAAACCCAGCACCUAUAAUAAAUCAUAAUUCCCUUUUGAUGAAUGUAAUGGGAAUGGCAUAAGAAUCAUACACAUAUAAACAUUUGUAUGUGUGUGGGUGUUUCAGAGAGAGAAAGAGACAGACAGACAGACAGAUGCAGAGAGAGAAACAAAGGGAAGUGGGGUAUCUAAUAAAUAGAGUUUGACCCAUCCUAAGGUAGGUUAGAGAUUUCUAGAAAAAGAAAUCUUUUUGUAGUAAAAUAAUGGUCAAAGGUACCAGAAGCUGAAAAUACAAGUUUUUUUUAAUCUCAAUAGGAAAGUAUCAAAAUACUUUGAGAUAAUAUGGUAAAGUUAAGAGAGUUGUGGAUGAGAUCAUAGAACUUAUGUGUAACUCAAGGUGAAUGACACAGACCAUGCAGAAAUGACCAUUAUUAUGCUCUGACAGAUCAGAUCAGACCAGGCAAAGAAAUUGAGUGUAAAUGCCAUAUACCUAACUGUAGUUUUCUAAGGCAGAAAGAUGCAAAACAGAUAAGACUCUUUAAAUCAACAAGAAUCCUAGCAAAUUGAGGCAGAAAAAUUGUGAAAGUCCUCCUACACUUAAUAAUUAGAAGUAGAGAAAUGCACUUAAAUAAGAUAAAGCUGACUUAGCACCUAUUUUCUCAGUUGUCCACCUCAGAGAACUGGUAGCUCUGUUUCUAUCCAGUGUGAACUUUCCUCUGGUCUUGUAGAAGGAAGGCUUACUUGACUGAAAACAAAGUCAUUGACUCUGUAACUGAAUAUGUUAGUUUUGUCUUUUGACAUGAAGAAUGAACAUUCACAAAGAAGUCUAUGAUUAAUAUGUUAAAAAUAAGAAACCAAAAAAUAAUACAAAUAUAAUAAAAGUAUUUAAAGAAAGCUGCAGUAAACACUAUUACUGAAGAUAGAUAUAGAUAAUUAUGAAAAAUGUAGAGUAUUAAAUCUAAAUUAGCCUUUUAAAUAUGAUAGUAUAGUUAGAGUAGAAGAAUACAAAAAAUGUUUUUAUAACAUUGUUAAAUAAAUAGAUAACAAUUGUCAUAUUUUAAUUAUAAAAUUGUAUGGAUAGAGAGAAACAAUUACAUGUAUAAUUGUAGUAUCUAAUUCAUAUCAUAUUUUUAUGUCACUUCUCUUACUUUCUCAAAAUAUCAUAUUACUAGGGACUGAAUGUUGUUUUGUUUGUAAAACAUUUACAAUUCUGAGUCUCUGCACCUGAAUUAUGAAAUUAUGAAUUAUGAAACUGACUUUUAUCCUAGAAGUUGUAAAAUAAUUUCAUAUUUAUAAAUGUAACUAUAGUUAUAGAUAAGUAGUGUAUCUUUGAAAGUAUACACAUGUUAUUUUAAGACAGGGUAAUACGACACAAGGGAUCACACCUCUAAAGUGCUCAGUAGAUGUGGGAUCAAUCCAGCUCUACCAUAAACUCAUUGACCCUUGGGUCUGGACAUCCAUCUGUGCCCAUGGCAGAUUAAUGUGCUUAAUCCUGGACCCCACAGCUUGCCUGUCUCCCCAAAGGUCUGUCUUAUCCACUGACACAGAGCACCAUCACCCUUCUGGUCUGUACCUCCACCUGCAGCCAUGUCUUAUCAGAUUACCUACUCCUCAACUUCACACCCUAUGUGUAUCCCAGGAGGUCUGUCCUAAGCAGGAAUGUAGGAGGACUCCUCUAACCAGGGACACAAGAGGCCUACUCUAGUGAAAAUGGCCAUCUUACCAAAAGCAAUAUAGAGAUUCAAUGCAAUGUCCAUCAAAAUUCCAACACAAUUCUUUACAGAUCUUGAAAGAACAAUUCUAAAAUAAUUAUGGAAAACCCAAAAUCCCAGGAUUAAGUAAAAUAUUCCUGAACAAUAAAAGAACAUCUGGAAGUAUCACUAUCUCUGACUUCAAGCUAUAAAAUAGGGCAAUACUAAUAAAAACUGCAUGGAUUUGGCAUAGCCACCAAAAGAAUUGAUCAAUGGAAUUGAGUCAAAGACCCAGAAAUAAACCCGCAUAUA